Molecule: messenger RNA, 505 nt
Organism: Arabidopsis arenosa
Lineage: Eukaryota; Viridiplantae; Streptophyta; Magnoliopsida; Brassicales; Brassicaceae
Source: the annotation of a GenBank genome assembly
AUGGAUAGUACAUGAAUUAUGGACCGGGUUCGAGUGUUGGUGGGUUAAAUGGAUUGGAUAUAAACCGAAGAUGACAGCCGUUGUCUUCCAAGGCUACAACAUCCGACCGCGUCAGCCGCUUCCAAAACACUUCAACACAAUCACCGUUGAAGGUAAAAAGGAUAAGCAUCAGAACUCUGGAACCUCGAUCCAGCGAUGCACAAUCUCCGCGAAUGGAAAUGUAACUGCUCAGACGUAUCUUGGCCGUCCGUGGAAAGAGUUUUCGAUGACGGUGAUUAUGCAAUCGGUGAUUGGAUCGAUCGUGAAUCCCGUUGGUUGGAUUGCGUGGAAUUCGAAUUUUGACCUGCCUCCGAGUACUAUUCUCUACGGAGAGUACAAGAAUUCGGGUCCUGAGUCGGAUGUUACCCAGAGAGUUAAAUGAGCUGUGUGUAAGCCCAUUAUGUCUGACGAUGAGGCAGGAAGGUUUACGGUUGCCACGUUUCUCCGAGGGGCUGAUUGGUUACCG